This is a messenger RNA of Clarias gariepinus (North African catfish), 1279 nucleotides long. RefSeq names its product LysM, putative peptidoglycan-binding, domain containing 2 (gene lysmd2). The coding region runs from base 132 to 716 and encodes 194 amino acids. The record is from RefSeq and is a predicted model, not a curated record. The transcript is spliced from 3 exons. Lineage: Eukaryota; Metazoa; Chordata; Actinopteri; Siluriformes; Clariidae.
CGCACACGGACACGCGCAUCUGCUCGCGCACGAGUCUGUAACGGCUCGAGUAAAAGCUCGUUCCGGUUCUGAUCGGUUGUGUGUCGGUGAUGUAAGGAGCGCCGAGGCGGUCCGAGGGAUCAGAGCGGAAGAUGGCGGAGGCGGAGGGGGACGUGUCUCCGUGUUCUCCGCGGCGCCGCUCCGGGUCCGAGUCCGAGGGCGAGCUGUGGCUCAGUCUGGCCCGCGCGAAGACGCGCUCGUACGGCAGCACCGCCAGCGUGACCGCCACCCUGGGGGAGAGAUACACACUGCACCGCGUCACCGAGGGGGACACACUGCAGGGCAUCGCGCUCAGAUACGGGGUCACGAUGGAGCAGAUAAAACGAGCGAACAAACUCUUCAGUAACGACUGCAUUUUCCUGCGUCACAGCCUGAACAUCCCUGUGCACAUGGAGCGGCCGUCUCUCUUUAACGGACUGUCUCUGGAGUCCCCUGAUGGAGAGGACCCCUCUGCUUGCAUCUCCUACGUGCCCGCCCCCUCCCCCCCUCCUCCUCAGGCCGCCCCGGAGUCCACCCCGCGGCCCCCCCAACCUGACGAGCUCUCCGCUAAAGACUAUUUGCACAUGCUGGACUUACAGAUCACUCGGUCCAAACAGGCCGCCAGGAAGCUCAAGGAGGACGAGCCGAGGCAGGAUGAAGAUCAGACACCGGUGACGUCAUCGUAUCAGGAGAUCUAACGCGCGUCUGAUCAACUUAUCGAGAGCUGAGACGAUCGAAUCCGUCUGUCUGUCUUGUAUCUAAUGCGUCUCUGUGUUUCAUUUUAUUUAUAAUUUUAGAAUCUUGUUUUUAUCAGUCCAGUCAUCCUCACUGCCUUUUACUUAUUAUUAUUAUUAUUAUUAUUAUUGCUGUUUACAUCCAGCUGUGUGUGUGUGUGGGGGGCAUUAAACGGAAAUGUGCACUCAGAGACACUAAUACGCUUUAAAAUAAAAACUUUAUUAAUGCUGCUGUACAGACGAGACACAGACGACAGACUGUCUGCAGACCCCCAGACGCAGACGAGCGAUCAGACGCCGCGCUCCAGGACGUUCUGUGUGUUUACCAGUCGCUGUUCGCUCAGUAAGAAUAUACAGACCAGUGUGUGUGUGUGUGUGUGUGUGGGUGGCUGCUUAAUGACUUUUAAUUAGUUUUUAUUUGAUUUGGACUCUGCUGUACAUUUCUUGCAGUGUGUGUGUGUGUAAGCGAUGCUGCUGUGUGCUUUCUGAUUUUAAGAUGAAAUCCUAAUAAACGUAUCAGUAAAUCA